This is a messenger RNA of Durio zibethinus, 384 nucleotides long. Its product is annotated as inactive glucose-6-phosphate 1-dehydrogenase 4, chloroplastic-like. Gene Ontology annotation, biological process: glucose metabolic process. NCBI's taxonomy places the organism in Eukaryota, Viridiplantae, Streptophyta, Magnoliopsida, Malvales, Malvaceae. The record is from RefSeq and is a predicted model, not a curated record. Gene Ontology annotation, molecular function: oxidoreductase activity, acting on CH-OH group of donors; NADP binding.
AUGGAACAGAUUGAGGGGAGAUAUCGAGCAAACAGGAUAUUCUAUCUUUCUGUUCCACAAGAAGCAUUUCUGGACGUUGCUUUCUCAAUUGCUGAUAAUGCCAAAACAAAGAAGAGUUGGAAUCGUAUAAUAAUUGAGAAACCUUUUGGAUUUGAUGCGUUUUCUUCUCAAUGGGUUAAAAAAUCCCUUAUUUCUAAGUUUGAGGCGAAGCAAAUUUACAGGAUAGAUCAUCGCCUUGGGAGGAACCUUAUUGAAAACCUCACAGUAUUAAGGUUUCCAAAUCUAGUUUUUGAACGAUUGUGGAGUCGGACAUACAUCCGUAAUGUGCAGGAGUCCGAACUUCGAACUAAAGAUCAAAUAGGUUUACAACUAACAUUUUUUUAA